Molecule: messenger RNA, 9759 nt
Organism: Leishmania braziliensis MHOM/BR/75/M2904
Lineage: Eukaryota; Euglenozoa; Kinetoplastea; Trypanosomatida; Trypanosomatidae
Exons: 1
Source: RefSeq, a predicted model, not a curated record
AUGUUCGAAGAGGGAGGCUAUGCCGUUCUGCAGCGGUACAGCCGAUGGCAGAAGAAGAAGGUUCGCACUAUCGUCGUGAAUACCCACGCCAAGAACCCGUCACAUCGGUCCAUUGCUGAUGCCAUUGCUCUUGCAAAGCCGUUUGAUCGGAUCGAGUUGACAGGCGGUGAGUACCAUGAGUCCGUGGCUAUUCAGGUACCGCUGGAGUUGGUCGCCUCUGAGGGUGAAGAUCCGCACAUCUUCUCUCGCUCAUCCACCAUCACCAUUGCAACGCCUGGGAUCGACGUCUACAUGGAGAGCAUUAUUGUGUCAUCUCGCAGUACCAGCACGCUCGACGCCGCUAUUGUCGCCGUCGCCGGCAACCCGAUCCUCUUCCGCUGCCACUGUAGCUCGGUGCUCAUCGGCGGCACCGCCGAGGCACACCUAGACGAGUGUACAAUCAAGGAAAGCGGCAGCGGCGUGGGCAUUGUAGUGCAAGACAGUGGCGGUGGCAUCAUCAAAUCCUCCACGAUACGCAAUCACCGCAGCGUCUGUUUCGACAUCGACACGCGCGGCGAGUUGGCGGUGACAGAGUGCACGAUCGACAAUACCACCUGCGGCGAUGGGAUGAAGCUCUCCGGUGCUGUCAGCUCUAUCAGCCGCGACUUUGGUGCGUCGUACCUGUCCUGCAGCCACGUCGAGGUGUCGCAUUGCCACUUUUCUAUCUCCGGCGACGCUAUGAGCAGCGGGGCAGGUGGGGUUUCUAUGAACAUAGUAGGGAGUGCGUGCGGCAUUGUCCUUACCCAAGGAGCUGCACCGACGAUCGCCUCGAACGAGUUCAUAGAAGGCGAGAUUGGUGUGCUGAUUGAGGGCCCUGGCACGGCGCAGCUCAGAGGCAACGUUAUUCGGUGCCAACGGCGCUGCGGCAUCUUGGCCCUUGUAGAGGAGGGCUUCCGGUACUCCCUGGAUCAUCAGACGCUGCGUAUUUCCGGUGACAACGUACUGGACCGCUGCCGUGUGGGAAUCGAUGUACAGUGCUCCAACAACCGAGCGUCGUAUUUCCAGCAGCAGAGUGCCACCGUCGCCGUGACAGGAGCCGCAUCUGGCAUUGGUGGCUCAGCCGACGCUGGGCUGAACAUCACCGUCAACGGCAGCCACAUGAGCGGGAUUGAUCGUUUCUUGGCUGACGAACUACCAAACCCGAAGCGGGCCUUUGAGUGGACACCGGUGCAGGGUAGCACUCCUCCUCCGAGUACGUACGACGCGGCUUACUUCUUGUCCACCACCUCGUCAACGAAUCCGCUUGUAUGCGCAGAGAGCAAGUGGUACGCGCUGGACAAGCUCAGGUCAAAUCUCCAGCAGCUCGUGAACAUGGCCUUACAGGCCCACCCCACCUGUCUGCAACCGUCCUUCGGGUUUGUUGCGGGCACCGUCCCGCUCGUGACUGAAGGGCUUGGCGCCAACUCGACAAACACGUUCGCCGACAUCCUGAACGACAUGCUGGGGACGCAGCUCAGCCACCAAAAGGACGGCCUGUCAUGGCAGCGGGAAAUGCUGCAGCUGCGCGGGAACAAAGGCAUCGACAUCGUCAACACAAAGUUCUCCAACUGCGAUGUCUGUGCCAUUCGCUUUGGCCGUCACGGGUACGGACUGGUGGAGGAGUGUGUGUUUGAGGACUGUGGAACGUACGCCAUUGUCGUGGACUGCGCAGCGCAUCCGCUCAUCACCGGCUGCCGCUUCCUGCGCUCUCGCGGCGCCAGCAUACUGGUGACCAACUUUGCGAAUCCCUUCAUCAUCGGCAACGAGAUGGUAAGCGGGAAGCGAGACGGCAUUCAACUCACCAACAUGAGCCGCGGUCUGAUUGUCGGCAACAUCAUCGCCACGCACGUUGGCACCGGCACCCGUGUCGACAAACACAGCCAGACACUCAUUUGCGCCAACGUAAUCUCGCAGAACCGUGAAGGCGGCAUCUCUGUCGCCGAGGGUAGCAAGCCGACUAUCCUGUUCAACCACCUCACGGGGAACCUGCAAGCGCAGGUUCGCUGCACCGACGGGGCCGAUGCCUUUAUCUCGCAUAACCGCAUCUCCGCCUCCGCAGACACCGGCAUCCACAUCGACUCGUGCAGUCGCUGCACCGUCCUUUCCAACGCAAUCCGCUCGAACGGCGACGGCAUCCUCGUUGAGCGGGAUGCCGACCCUUACGUCAAGAACAACGAAAUCACAGCCAACACGCGAGCAGGGGUGCAUGCUCGCAAUAACGCUCUCGGAGUGUUCGUGGACAACCGCAUCCUCGACAAUCUUGGCCCAAACGUGCUCUUGACGGAGGGCGCCUCCUCGGUGUUUCGCGCCAAUCGCAUCGAAGGUAGCUCGCAAGGAGGCGUGGUCGUGUGCAACGAGGGGCAUGGCUUCUUUGAACGCAACACGAUCUCAGCGAACGCCAUCGCGAACGUGCUGGUGACUGGUGCGUAUUCCGAGCCGGAGUUGCUGCGCAACGUCAUUUCAGGCUCGCGCUCUGGCUGUGGCAUAGUCUGCGCGCGCAGCGCUGGUGGCAGUUUCCUGCGCAACAGCAUUUUCGAAAACUUCCAGUGUGGUGUGUUUAUCCUAGAGGCGUCCAAUCCGACGUUGCGGGACAACAACAUCGCACGCGAGGCGGUCGGUGUGCUGGUGUCGGACUGUGGCAGAGGGUUACUCACAAAAAAUGUCAUUGAAAACUGUUAUGGCACAGGUGUGCUGACACAGCGGCAGGCGAACCCGGUCUUUUCGGAGAACAAGGUGAGGGACUGUCAGAUGAGUGGGCUGCACAUUGCACCGGACAGCAUCGGCCUUUUUGAGCAGAAUGAGCUGACGCGGAACGACAUCGGGGUGCACCUUGGCUCUUCAAUGGACUCGGCAGUAAUUGACAUCCACUCUGUCUAUCUUAGUGACGCGGAUCCGAGCGACACGGACUCGUCGGCGAUGGCGCAGGGCAGGGCAUCACACACUGCACCGCGUCACUCUAGCCUGUGCCCUACCAAGACGGAUGCGAGUGUGCUGCGCAGCAUUGCGGACGCGGGGGCGCAACGGCGAACGAGCGUGGUGCGGCCGGCGUCGAGCGUCGUUCGCGGCAACACCAUCACGGCCAACCUGCGUGGGGGCGUUUUGCUAGACUCAUUUCCAAGUGGCACGGUGGAGCGGAAUGUCAUCUUCCGCAACAACGCCUAUGGGAUCCUGGGCGACGCUACGUACGCUGCGGCGCGUGCGCAGGCGGUCCUGCUGACCAAAUUCGGCGCUGAAGACUGCAGAUGUGUUAUACGACCUCUGCCGGUACGGCAGCAGCAGUCCUCACCCGCCCAACUAAAAACGCUACUCCUGAUUCAGGCAAACAAUAUCCACGGCCAUGACGAGGCGAACAUCCUCCUUGACCACUUCGAUGGCGCUACACACGAAACAACCAUCACCGAGAACACCAUCUACGGGGCCCCGUACGGCGUAUGCGUGGCGCACAACUCUACCGUUUGCUCGAUGAGCAAGAAUGAGGUUCACACAUGCAUGGACGGCUUCGCUUUCACCAGCGGCGGCCACGGCUGCUACACGGCGAACCACAUCCACGACUGCACCUACUCGGGUGUCUACGUUUCCGACAUGGCACACCCCAGCCUCGCCGACUCCAACUGCAUCGAGAAUUGCGGCUUCUGCGGCGUCCUGGUGGACGUGAGUGGUCAAGGCGUGUUUCGCAGAAACACAAUCCGUCACUGCGAGACGGGCGUCGUGGUAUUCUGCGGCCCAACCACCCCUUUUCACAUGUCACACGAGGAAGUGACUAAUGCGCGCAUCCUCACCUCCACGCCGAUUUUCACGGAGAACACCAUCGAAGAAAACGAACUGCAUGGCGUGUUACUACUUAGCGUCCUAUCGGGAUGUCCGUUGCGCUCACCCCUCAUCUUGUCCUGCGGUGGCCCUAGUGAGAAAUCUGCUGAAGCCUCGCCAGCGGACCCAUCGACUGACGAGCCGCUCCACGAUGCACCGACACCCUAUCUCGGUGCGGUCCGCGAGACAGCCGUGCGAAGCGAUCGACUCUGCGCCACCUUUGAAAAAAAUGUUAUUCGACGCAGUCGAAUGAUGGGCGUUUACCACGACCGCUUCGACCACUGGGACUUCUCGGCGCUCGAGAAGACGCACGCGGAGAGAAAGCGGUCUGGUGGCAAUGCAGUGAAGAACGCCUACGGCGGGUACGAAGCUCUGCUUGGCACCUCCCAGAUUCUUGACAGUGAUGAACACCGACAACAGCGCCAGCUGAAGCAGAUAAGUCUUAUCGAGAACACCAUCACCGAGUGCAGCGUCGGCGUCGGUGCUGGGUACGGCUGCCAUCCAUAUCUUCAGCGCAACAAAAUUCUCAACAACACUUUCUUUGGCCUCCUCCUGCGCUUCGGGUCAGCCGUCUCGGCGUAUGCGAACGACAUCUGCGGCAACGGGCUGGCUGGCGUGUACGCGGCGAGCGGAGCGAAGGGGUACAUUGCAAAAGGCGCCAUUGAGUCGAACAACGGCUGGUGUCGCCCACCGACGAGCCAGCACACACCACGCAGCUUCGCUGACUGCACCUUUUCCAAGUCAUUUUUCACGCAGUCGAUGGUGAGCACUGUAGAGGACAACGUGCGAGCUGCCGCCAUCGCCGCGCAUCGGCCGCUUCGCAUGUGCUCCCGCGCGUACGAGCAGAUGACUCACCUUGCCGCGGUCCACGUCUUUAUCAUGACGGACGCCCUGCGCUACCUCGCCGAGCUCGUCGCUGCCUCUUCUGGCGGUUUGACGCUCGCCAGCGGCUGCGCACCGUCAGCGCUCUUUGACGCUGCAAGUGGGGCAUCGUUUGGCGCUGGUGGCGCGGCGGCGUCGGGUUGGCGGUACCUUGGCGGCGUGGCGUUGGCCGACUAUGCGGACGUAUCCACGGCCGACGGCGGCAUCGGGGUGUGGGUGCAGGCGGGAAGUCGGGUGACUAUCCAGGGCAACCGAAUUAGCAAGCACCAGAAUAGCGGUGUGCGGAUCACCAAAGGCGUCUUACAUCACCACUCGGUGCUGCACAAAUCAUUUCGCAUGGAUGACGACAAGAAAGCGAACAAGAAGCUGGACAUGGUGGUCUCACUACCUGACACUGCAAAACGGAGGACGUCGACAGCGAGCAGCACAGCGGUGGACAUUUUUGCUGUGGAACGAGAGGCGCCACCUCUUGCAUGCGGGGAGCCUGGUGCUCUCUUCAGUACACAGCUGCUCUGCGCGACUGGAAUUUUGGCGGCCCUACAGAUAGCCGCAUCCACUACAUUUGAAAGCCUCGACGCCAGCUUUGCGUCGUUCUUGCAUCACAGCCUCUCCCUCUCUUGUCCAAACGGGCUGGAGGCCGAGGAGCAACGGCAGCGCGUGGGCUCUCUUCACCACGCCCACAUCGCUGAUAAUGUCAUUAGCGGUAACAGGGAUGGGGUGCACAUCGAGGUGUUUCACCGACUCCAGGCAUCCACAACGACCAGCGCGGUCGCGGCUACGGCGGCGUCAGUCGACCGCACCAGCCCAUCCUCUGGUGGCGACGCGAACAGUACGACUGGGGUGGUGCCACACACCCCAAAAGACGCACGUGCGCAGCAGCCCUUUCGGCGAGCAAGUACGCCGACGCUCUCCUCCACAGCCACUGCCGUGACGACUGCACACCCCGCCUCAUCGCAAGACAUUGACGUGAUAAACUGUGCCUACGGCACCCUCAACUUCAAGAUCGUGGUAGAGGGGAAUACCGUUACGCAGAACCGUCGCUACGGUGUGUACGCGGUGCACGUGGCAAACGUGAGCUGCGAGCGCUGGGUGCCCAGUCGCAGCGCGCUGAACACGACCCUCGCGGCCCAGUACGGCGAAAUUCGCUCGAAGUUGAUACUGGGGAAGCCGACGGCGCGGGUGGAGGUGGCGCUGCCUUUUGGGGUGCAGGCGCUUAACCAGGAGGUGGACCACGCCCUCUUCCGGAAGAACGACCUCUUCAACAACGAGCAAACGCAGGUCUACGUGACGUCUCGCUACGUUGCCCUGACGCAGGACGGCGACCGAACCCUGCUGCAGCUGGACACGACUGCCGCCCUCUCCGGGUCGAACUACGCCUCUCAGGUGCUCAUUGGGGUCCCCGUGAUGGCGAGUCUACUCCAACUGCCCCCACCUGGUGUGCUACUGUGGGAUGAGAACAAAAUACACGACGCCAAGAGCGGAGUGCGACUUUGCGGCUACCUCGGGCCGCACAGCGUCCGUUUCCAACGCAACAGUUUUGUGAACAUCGCAGACGACGCGCUCUCGGUGCUGGGGCAUUUGGCGUGUGCGACAAUCGGGAAGGGCAAUGUCUUUGACGGCAACGGUGUGGGACUCCGUGUGGCGCAGGAGCAGCACAUUGGGCUCGUGACGCCCUGUUCAAGGACGCCGAACGCCCUGCGAACCCGCAUCUUUCAUAACACGUUCAAAGCGGCCAAGGGCUCGUCCAUCUUGCUGGAAUGCGUCGGCGAGGAAGCGCCACUGGUGUACCGAAAUGAGUUCAGUGGGCACACGCAGGGCACGGUGGCGCUGUACUUACAAAGUGGCAGAGCUGGCGGCCCGGCGGUGGUGCAGGGCAACGUCUUCUCAGAUAACUACACCCCCGUUGUCCUCGUGGGUGGAAGCGAGUCUGGGGGGGUGAACGCACCCUCCGCCUCUCCCACCACCCUCGUCGAGAACCGGUUUACGUGCAACUACGUGGGUGUCAUUGUUUGCAACGGCGCUGCCCCGACGCUCGAGGGAAAUCUCUUCGAGAAAAACGCACGAGCAGGGCUGGAGGUGGUAGGAAGUGGCUCUCGCCCGGAGGUACGCCAGUGCGUUUUUCGAGAGCACACGCGGGAUAGUGACGCAGUGGGCUCGCUUGCAGGGCUCACGCACGGGCCUCAGUCGCCGUCCCAGGAGAUUAACGCGGAGUCGACGAUGCGCUACCCGAAGCAAGGGACGCUCCUACUUCAGCGGUGCAAUUUCUCCUUGACGUUGUUGCCCGAGAACACACGUGUUCUCACCGCCACAAGUCAGGCACGGCUGCCGGCUGGCCUGCUCCUUGGCCCCUUCACCGAGCCGGUAGUGGACGCGUGCUGUUUUGUGAAUAACGAUAUCGGCGUCGACGCCGUGCGGGAUGCUGCGAGUCCGGCUGUUGCGCUGGCAGAACUGAAGGCGCACGUCAAGCGUUGCCUUUUUUCGAGUCACCGGGUCUGUGGGGUCCUGGUGCGCGGCUCCCAGAGUACCGCAGGCCGGGGAAGAGGCAGCGAUGGCGCUGCCAAAGGGACUGCCGUCGACCACACACCCACCGACGGCACCAUCGAUGCCAGCAGUACACUCGGCAUGGCGGAUACGACAGUCUUUGAGCAGUGCGUGUUCAUGGAGAACGCCACAGCGGAGGGCGGAGGCGACGUGGUGGCGAUGGAGGACGGCUACGCAACAUUUCGCGGAAACGUCUUCUGUGGCACCGUCGUAGGCAAGACGCGUGGCGCAGCCUGCUUUACGCAGAACAAAUUCAUCACCUUGUCAGACAGCGGUAUUGCCGCGCUCACGGAAACAGCGCACGACUCGUCGUCCCGCUCGGAUGGCUGCAGCAGCGCGGCGGCUGCGGUCGUUAUUCAGGAGGGUGGUCGCAUCGUUGUCAAUGAAAAUACAAUCGCGUAUCGCAAAGUCGGUGUGCAGUGCUUGCCUGGCGCGGAGGGCAUUGCGACGGGCAACCGCAUCGUGCAGUGCGUGACAGGGUUGCUGCUCGCUCCCUUCAACCGCACAGAUGUAAACAAAAACCGGGUACUCGCCAGCCUGGACUGUGGUGCCGUCGUCUACGGCGGUCGGAUGGCGGACAAUACGAUCAUCACGGCCCCUAUCGGUAUCUUCGUGCAGCACUCGUCCGCCUACAAAGGCAUCAACGCAGUCCCAUCCCACAAGCGCAGCGCAGUGGAGUUCCUCUGCACUCGUAACAGCAUCGUCAACUGCGCCAAGGAUGGUUUCCUGAUCAAAACAGCCGGACUGUUCGAUGGCAACAACGUGUCACACUGCAAGAACGGCAUCAACAUCGUCUCGCCCCUCAGCGGCGGGCCUGCCGGCUCAUGCCCAGUGAUCAAAAACUCCAAUAUCUACGACAACUGCGUGGGGGUGUGCAUGGAAAAUGAGUCGGAGUCGGCGGUGCGGAGCAAUGACAUCUUUGAUAAUGAGGUUGUCGGUGUAUUAGUCGGCGCGACGGCCACCGGGUCGCUGCAGGAGAACCACAUCUCCUCUUCCAUGGACCAUGGCGCGGUGGAGAUUCCGAUGGAAGCGCGGAUCAAGUCACACGGCAACGUCAUUCGGAACCAGUUCUCGCCAGCCUUUCAGCGCGGCACACGAGCAAGCCGCGCGAAGGACUACCAAGUGGAACAGGCAAACCUUGAUCGAGAACUGCGCGACCUGGACGAUGCCAUCGAGGAGGCGCAUCAGAACAUGGAGGCCGUCUCGAGUGGCAUGCGGUCGCUUCAGCAGGAGCUCGUCAAAAUGCACUCGCGAUCCAUCGAAGACUUCGUGACGGUGAUUUCGGGGCCAGCGGGGCACGCAUUACGCGUUGCCAGCGCCAGAGCUGGCAAGAUGACGACUGCCGCUGGCUCUGACAGGAGAGAUGUCUGCUUCACACCGGCUACGCGCGCUACUGGCAAUUCCCUGAGUAGUUCAGAGAAGGUGAAGGGCGUCGCUAGUACCGUUGCGGCGGGCGCACGCCGGCAGUCCAAGGCGGGUUCGUCUACGACGGUCAACUUCCGCGGGAAGACUGCAAGUAACGCGAUUGCGGCAGACACAAAGCAGGUUCUCAUCCAUGUCUUCACUAACGCCGAGUCGGGUACUAGAGCGGACGCUAUUGGAGAGGCAAUUACUGGUGUCCUUGCCAAGGCUCCUCUAUCCAAGUACAACUUUCUCUCCACCAUCUCUACCUCGACGUCGCAGCUGCUGCGACUACUCGGCGGCCCCCACCCAAUGGUGCCGUUUCUCUGCGUGGUCGUCUUCGACGCACCCGUUCGCGACUUGAGUCCUUCAGAUCACUCCGCGCUGAAGAUGCUGCACGACAGCGCCUGCUGCGCUAGCCGCCCCGCCAAGUACCGCGUCGCGACUCAGGCAUCCAGCAUCCCAGACGGCGGAGGUGCUAGCAACGUUGGCGACGUGUCGGACCUCUUCUACACUGUCCUUCCUAGCAGUGUCUUCAAAAAAGAUGGGGCAGCCGCGAAUGAGGAGCGCGUCAUGAGUGUGGAGGCCUACGCGGCAGUGCAUCAUCCCUUCACCUACACUGCUUCCGUGGAAGAGGUGCUUGAUGACCUACACGAUCAAAUCAGCCAGGAGAUGAAAGCAUCCACUGCGUCAGCUGCACCCCACAGCCGGCGGCGCAUCAACGUGCCAAGCCUUCAAGCCUCCGGCAAGGAAAGCAUGGUGGAGAGAACGUCGGUCGAUGAAGACGGCCACGGUAGCCAUGGUGCUGCUGAGGGUGGUGGGCGCUUUGCCAACGCCCGUGGGAGCCGCAGCGCAUCCACCUUCCUGACAACCGAACACGUGAGCGCCCUCUUUUCGCAGCUUUCGCCCGAGGCCUUCGGCUUCGAACCUGCAAAGGAAACACGAACUGUGAAGAAGCGGAAGUCGUGUGUGGUCGAUACCCACGAGGUGGGCGAUAUCGAAGGUGGACCCGACGGUGACAAGCGAAACAGAAGGGGAUCGGCGCACGCCCAAAGAGGCUCCACUGUGUCCAAGGCCGCCGGCCGAGGGGCAACGGCUAGCCGGCGCCGA